UGCUAUUCAUUCGGUAUGCGUCUUGUGAUCACGACGAAACGCGUAGCGCUUCGUACCAGACAUCGAAGAAUUGUUUUUUUAUAAUUAGUUGUUUGACAGCAUCCGUAUCUGAUAGUAUUCGGUUUAUCGUGAAACAGUGUAGAAUAAAUAAUUUUUCAUAAAAUUAUAACAUAGUUGUGAAUUAUCAUAAUAAAUAUGACCGCGACUUCCAAUAACUGUGCGCGAUCCGAUGAUGUUUAUGAAGAGUUCGAGAAAUUUAGUAGAUUUCAAUUGUUUCAAUAUAUAUUAGUAUGUAUGCCACUCGUUACGGUUUCUAUGAUGCAUGUUAAUUAUAUAUUUGUUGCUGAGGACGUUGAACACAGAUGUCUGGUGCCAGAAUGCGAAGGUACGAAUCCAAGUGUAGAGAUACCAGAUUGGUGGCCGAAAGGAGUGAAUGCCAGGUGUUUGAAACCGGUUGUAGAUAUGCAAAAAUAUGACAGUGCAAACCAAACAUGUUCCAAUAACACGUUUCUAGAGAUAUUGGAAGAAUGCCACGAGUGGGUAUAUGAAAACAACAACUCCAUCGUCGCUGAGCUCAAUUUGGGUUGCCAGUCCUGGAAAUCGACUCUCGUCGGAGGCUUACACAAUGCCGGAAUGGUUGUUUCCAUGAUAAUCACUGGGUGGAUAGCUGAUAAAAUUGGAAGAAAACCUACUAUAAUUAUUUGCUCGGUUGGUGGUAUAGUCGGCUUGGUUAAAAUUUUCAUCACUAAUUUUUAUUUAUACCUUGGAGUCGAAUUUUUAGAAUCGGUUCUUGUCUCAGGACUUUAUACGGUUGCUGUCGUCUUAUUGAUAGAACUUGGUGGAGACUCAAAACGAGUAAUGGCUGGAGUAAUUUUUUCGUAUGCAGUUUACGUUGGAGAAGUACUAUUUGCAUUCAUAGCAAUGGGUUUGAAAUAUUGGAAGCUCUUGAUCAUAGUUGUAUACGCCCCGACGGUACUUUAUGCUUUUUAUGCCCUAUUGCUAAAAGAGAGUAUAAGAUGGCAAAUGAUAAGAGGGAAGUCAACAGAAGCGAAAAGUACGUUAAAACUAGUUGCAAAAAUGAACAAAUUGAAAGUAACUGGCGAAGAAAUUGAUGAUAUAAGUGAUAAAGAUUUACGCACAAAGUUCGAUGUUGUUAUACAAAAACAGAAGGAAACCAUAAAAGACAUCUUGGCUUCUAAAGAGAUAAUGCUACGUUUAUCGGUUACGUCUUUCUGCUUUUUCACAUCGAGUUUCAUGUAUUACGGUCUAAUAGUUCAUUCAGUAUUGCUACCUGGUAAUAAAUAUACAAAUUUUGUCCUAUCAUCACUGACAGCUUUCCCUGGAGAUUAUUUAGCGUUUUUAUGUUUUAAAAAGUUUGGGCGAAAUAUAUCGUUGAGAUGUGCCUAUAUUUGCUCCGCGGGUUUUCUUAUUGCUCAAACUUAUACCCCUGAAUCUUUAACCUGGGUGAAAGUAUCGUUAUUUUUAUUCGGAAAGUUGGGAGUCGCAUUCUGCUUCACAGGAGUUUAUACGUACAGUUUGGAAUUAUUCCCGACUAGCGUUCGAGGGACUCUCGUUGGAUGUGGCAAUACAGCAGCUAGGGUUGGCAGUAUGUUGGCGCCACUUACCCCUCUAUUGGCGAGUGAGCUGGAUGCUCUACCGUCGAUCCUGUUCUCUUCAACCGCAGUUAUAGCAGCUCUUCUACUCACAUUUACACCUGAAACAAAAAAUUUACCGUUAUUCGAUACAAUAACUCAAAUAGAACACCACAAGUCUAAAGUUAUGACACAUUUAUAAAUUAGAUCUCUUAAGGCCUUACUUAUAAAUGUUGCUCAGCGGCUGUUUAUAUAAAUCCUCAUUUCGCUAUUUCUUACAUUAUUAAUUUAACAAUCGAAAGAAGAAGACACAGCAUUAACUAAUCCCCCUAAACAACAUUUACAUGUAAGGUAAUAUUAUAAGUUUAUCCUAUAAGUUUUAUUAUAAUAUUAAAGUUAUAUAAAUAAGAAUAUUCUAUUACACUUGUUUUUAUGACAAUGUCUUCUGACGAAGUGCAAUUAUAUCGAUGAAGAUCAUUAGAUUAGCUUAUUUUAUUAUUUAUAGAAAAUAAUAAUUUAAGAAUAAAAGUUAUAUAAUAAUAAUACAACAAGUAUUAUUAAAAAAUAAGCAUAUAAAUCGGCGUUUGUAAUAGUUUUGUCUUAUAAGCCGUCGUUUUGAUCAAGAAGAACUAUGAUUUCAUUGAAGGAUUUCAUUGAAGCUGCAAUUUAUUUCAAAGUUUGUGAAAAUGUUAAAGCGAA
Molecule: messenger RNA, 2291 nt
Organism: Nymphalis io (European peacock)
Lineage: Eukaryota; Metazoa; Arthropoda; Insecta; Lepidoptera; Nymphalidae
Product: organic cation transporter protein-like
Exons: 7
Coding region: 196-1794 (532 amino acids)
Biological process (GO): transmembrane transport
Cellular component (GO): membrane
Molecular function (GO): transmembrane transporter activity
Source: RefSeq, a predicted model, not a curated record